CAUUACAUCAAAAUUCGUUCACAGGAUCGCACGUGCGGUCAAUAACUAAAAAAAUGACAACCUUCAAGAACACUAAAAUUAAACAGUUUUCGGUGUCUAUUUUAUACGACGCCAAACUGAAGACAAGUUUUUGUUGGCGGUAUUUUGGUGAUUUAGUUAUCGAAGAGGAUAAUAGAAAGAGGAAAGUGUGCAAUGAUCAAGUGUUUUGCAAUGCAUGCUUGUCUGGUGCCAAAGAAGAGAAUGAUGAAAUAUCAUUUGGAUUUUUUUCAUUUUGGCCAUCGACAUCGCGAUCGUCAUAGUCCAUCGUCAUGAUGAGAGAAUGCUGAACUUCGCAAAGAAAAGGAUAAAUAUUUGUUCGUUCGUAAUUCGUAUUGAAAUUUGCAACAAACAAUAUAGUAUGUUACUUGUAUAAUAAUUAGUUAAAACUAACUACCUAAACUAACUACUCGUAAUUAACUUAAAAUUAAAUCUAUCCUAUCUAACCUAACCUAACUAGCUAAGCUAACUUAAAUGCAAAUUAACUGGGUGUAACUAAUUUAAGAUAAAAUCUAACCUAUGUAACUAGCUUAGCUAACUUAGGUAAAUGCAAACUAAUUUCUUGUACAAAUAAAAUAAAAUCUAACCUACGUAUUUACGUAGGUGUGUACCUUUGUUUUUGCUUCGUGGUGUGUACCUACAGUAUUGCUUGAAUGAUGGAUGCGGGUGGUUAUGGUAAAUAAAAUGUAAAAUCCUUGUUUGUUUGAUAAAUAGUGAAUAGGUAUUAUAAAUUACAACAUCUGCGUUGUCAUUAUGCACUGUCUAUUUUAAUCAAUUUUAAUAAAAGGUUGUUUGGUAUUGCGCUAUAGAUAUAGGUUUGUUAUAUUGCAAGCUAUAGGUUUGUUAAUUUGUUUAAUGGGUUUGGGUUGUCCUUGUUUCAAUAUAGCAUUUUGCAUGUGGUUGUUGCAUCUUUCUAUUAAACUUGUUUCAGGGCUAAAAUAAAAUCUUACGUCAAAACUGUCAGUACAGGCAAUCUUAUCAAACAUUUAAGAGAUUUCCAUAAUUUAAAAGAAGAAAGUUCUGGUAAAGCUACAAGAAAUAUCGAGCAGUUUUUUCAAAUACAACCACGCCGCUCACAAACAACAGUUGGAACUCCAAGCAGCUCAUUGAUAAAAAAUAAAGAUUCAUGGUUACUUGCACGAGAUAUGGCUCUCUGGUUUUGCAAGUCUUUAAUGCCGUUCGAUUCGGUAUCAGAUGAAGGCAUGAACGAUUUUUUCCAAAAAUAUGACAUCAUCAGUUGUAAAGAAGAUAUGCCCUCUAGAGACACAGUGUCUCGCACUGCUCUCGACGAUGUCUAUGAAAGUAUGCUGGAGAAUGUGAAAGUUCAAAUCAAAACAGAUGCGGCUGGACAUGCCGCUAUCACGUUUGAUUUGUGGACUGAUCAGUAUAGACAUCUGAGCUACAUAACGUUCACUCUUCAUUACUUAACUGCUGAUUUUGAGUUAAAAUCAUUCACGUUGUGCACUAAGCUUAUCGAGGGCAAAAAGACGGGAGCUAAAAUUCAAGAAACAUUAAACGAGACAAAAGAGUGCUUUGAUCUCCAGGAAAAAGUACUCCACUCCGUGACGGAUGCAGGGUCAAAUGUUAAACGCGCCAUUUCGCUUGCCGCACUGGACAGCCAUUUGUGCUUAGGGCACGCAUUGCACAACCUGGUAACUGUAGACGGUAUUGGCAGUGUUCCUGAAUUAGCAGAUUUAAUAAAAAAGUGUAAAAAGAUUGUGAAAACCGUUCGUUAUCGUUUACCGGACUUGGAGCGAGAGGCAGAAAAAGAACAGAUUCAAUUUCUACAGUCUCUAGAGCGCGUAUCAGAACAUUUGGAAAUGGAUGAAAAUGAGCCAAUUAUUGAUGAUGAGGUGUCGGAUUCACAUUCAGUUUCAGGACUACAAACGAACAGCGAUGAAUUUGGUAGCAUAAACCAUGUGCCAAGUAUCAAAACUUCGUCGCCAACCCGUUGGCAUAGUAUGCUAGCUAUGCUAGAAAGUCUAGCACACUUUUGCAACAGAAAUCCUGUUAAUAAUUUAUUAGCACAAGUCAAUCAACAUGAUUUAAAAAUUUACCAACAGGAGUGGAACUUGUUAGAAGAUCUUAUUCGGUUUCUACGUAAAUUCCGUGAAGUAGUGGAAAUGCUAUCGACACAAAAAACAGCUUCGCUUAAUUUGGCCCUUGUGUUUCGUUUGGAAAUCAGAGAUAUCCUCAAUUCUUUAUCAGACGAAGAAACGCUAAUAAUGCUAUCACUGAAAAAUAAAAUGUUGGCAAAAUUAGACAAACGAUUCCCAAUCACUGAUAAAAUUGUUGUUUCGGCAUUGUUGGAUCCUCGUUUUAUAAGCUUGAGUCAGAUUGAUUCGUACCUUGAACAAAAAAAUACUACUCGUGCUGCAUUUCUGGCAGAGUACAUAAAAAUACAGCCCAAUAUUUCAAAUCAUUCCACGAUGGUGGCUACAUCACCUCCUGCUGUUCUUGCUAGUACUUCUAAUGAAUCUAUUUUGUCAAAGCUUUCCAAGAAACACAGCAGCAGCAGCACUAGCUCUAUUUUAACUUCUGUUGAGUUUAAUGAAGUUGAUCAAGAAUGCUGGAGGUACUUGGCAGCUGCUAAUGCUAGUGACGUUGUAGACGACGAUGUCCUACAGUAUUGGCGAAAUAAAUCAAAAACAUUUCCUCACUUGAGCCAACUGGCAAGGGCUAUUCUGGCAAUCCCUGCUACCAGUACGCCUAGCGAGCGCGUUUUUUCUAUAGCGGGACUUACUGUAACAGCUAAAAGGUCUAGGCUUAACCCAGUGCGCGUAAAUAAAAUAAUUUUUAUUCACGACAACUAUACAUUGUGCAAAAACGAUUUAAAUGCAUAA
This is a messenger RNA of Diatraea saccharalis (sugarcane borer), 2879 nucleotides long. Lineage: Eukaryota; Metazoa; Arthropoda; Insecta; Lepidoptera; Crambidae. The record is from the annotation of a GenBank genome assembly.